Molecule: messenger RNA, 495 nt
Organism: Pseudozyma hubeiensis SY62
Lineage: Eukaryota; Fungi; Basidiomycota; Ustilaginomycetes; Ustilaginales; Ustilaginaceae
Exons: 1
Coding region: 1-495 (164 amino acids)
Source: RefSeq, a predicted model, not a curated record
AUGGAACAGGAAGGGUAUAUAUUGACGUUGAGCCUGCUGAGCUUCUUCGGCGUCUACGACGGAGACAUCCUGCAUCGAAGCGUCUUGCAAGCGGGAUGUCAACUCAAGGAACCAGCAAAUCGACAAGCCAGAGAAGGUCUGGACUCGGAGUUGAAUACCAUCGUGGUACUGGGCACGUCGGAGUUUCUUUCCACUCUUCGGUGUCUUUCCCACCAUCGGCCGCAGCAACCGGCUCUUCGUGUUCCCAGGUUACCAUUUGGCUUCAACGAUCGAGCCAUCAGCCAGGAAUCGGCGAGGGACCAGGAUACCGCAUGGCUUUUCGAUGUCCUCGAACAGGCAACGGGAAGCGACUCGCCUCUUUCAAACACCAACACAAUGGAAGCGCCUGGCUGGAGAACCAAUUACUCGUUCCUCUUCCUCUUCCCCACACGCCGAUUCGUGGUGUGCCUUACAUGGCAUCGGUGCAUUCGCACAUGCAGUCUCGCCGUCCACUGA